Molecule: messenger RNA, 2238 nt
Organism: Malania oleifera
Lineage: Eukaryota; Viridiplantae; Streptophyta; Magnoliopsida; Santalales; Ximeniaceae
Product: probable Ufm1-specific protease
Exons: 13
Coding region: 39-2045 (668 amino acids)
Source: RefSeq, a predicted model, not a curated record
GUGAAAAAUAAAAACAAGUAAAGCCUUUGUUCGUUUUAAUGAGGCAGGCUGAGAAGAUUCAAAUCCAUCCAUCCAUCCAUCCAUCCAUGGGGGAGACCCAACGCGAGAGCAACACGAGCGUACGAAUUCUGUGCCCUAACCUCCUCAUCCGAAGCAACGAACCAGGGCUUCAAUGGCUGAUCGGAUCCCCUUCCUUCCCUCCUCUCACCGUUCUCUCCACCUUCCGAUGCAUCCACACCCACCCCUCAUCCCCCUUCUCUCCCGACUUCCCCAAGGAAUCAGAAGACCUUAGGAUGCUGAUGCCGAGAGGCUUGGACAUAGUUGGAGCGCUUGUUGUCGGGGAAGCGGACGAAAAAUUUGCCGGUGAAGCUGCCGAUGCCGCGCGCAGCAUGAGAAACCUUCUUCUCGGUGAAGAUUAUGAAAUUCGAGAUGUUCUCGGGGGGGUUGCCGAAUUAGACUCCGGCAAAGUUCAUUUUUUCGUCUCGAGAACGGGAAAUUUGUCUGGUCUCGAGUCUGUCAACUCUGUUGCGUAUGAGAAUCAAGAUCAUCCGGAGAGGCAAGUGUGGGACAGGGGGUGUUUACUCCGGUGCAAACUGCCGAUUAAGCUGCCGUUUUAUUUUCCUGGAAAUCGUCAGUCGGGUGCAGAUGAGAUGUAUUCCCAAUCGAUUAAAGCAGCUGCUGAUAAGUUCAAAGACCCACAUGUUGCAUACUUGGUGGAAAUAUUAAAUGAAUCCUCAGCAGAAGGUCCACAGCCUGUCAUUCUUCAUGGUGAGGAUUUGGAUUUCCAUGCUGAUCUCUCAAAUGUCAAGCAUCCCAACAAAAGUGCUGGAGACAUCAAGACAAAGUCUUUAGUAUGCGCUCAAUUUUGUUCAAAAAGUAACCCUAUUUCAUCUUUUCCUUCAGUGGAGAAUGCAGACAUAAUCCAAGUUAGCAUCCUUCACAAUAGAUCAAAAAAUUCAAGAUCUGCUGCACCUGUUGCGGAAUAUAUUCCAGCUUCGGAUGCAGUCCAUUUUUUGGUUGUAGGUUAUGAACUAGAAGUGCUUUGUUAUGCCGCCAAAGAUCUCCCACUGACUUGUGCAGUUUCCAAGUUAAUCAUCCCAGCGCUGGUUGACCAGUUAUAUUUAAUGAAGAAGGCGGUGUUGCCCAACCUCUUAACACAACAUCCUCAAUUACGCCCGUAUCACUUUAGCCCACCUGGGAUUUUGCAUCCAAUAACAGUUAUCUAUGAACUCAGUUAUGGGGAGACUGAAAUGAAGCAAGUUGAAGUUAGACGAUCCCUACAUUUGAGGUUGGGAUUACCUCUAGAUCGCCCUCUUCUACGAAUUGUUAAUGCCUUAAAUUUUUCUGUAAACAACGAGAGUAUGGGGAACAACUCAACAAGAAAGGGUUCUAUUUUGCUUCGAGAUGUACAUACUGGAAUUCCAAGCAGUGGAGUUUCUGGAGGACUUACAUCAUUGAUUCAAGGUUCCUAUGAAUAUUAUCAUUACCUUCAAGAUGGAUUUGAUGACUCAGGCUGGGGUUGUGCUUAUCGCUCUCUACAAACUAUUGUUUCAUGGUUCAAACUCCAGCAUUACACGUCCAUUGAUGUUCCUUCACAUAGGGAAAUACAACAUACGCUUGUAGAGAUUGGUGAUAAAGAACCUUCUUUUAUUGGAUCACGUGAAUGGAUUGGUGCCAUUGAACUAAGCUUUGUAUUAGACAAACUCCUUGGGGUCAGUUGCAAAGUGAUAAAUGUCAGAUCUGGAGCGGAGCUUCCCGAGAAAUGUCGAGAGCUGGCCCUGCAUUUUGAGAACCAGGGAACACCCAUAAUGAUUGGUGGUGGUGUUCUUGCGUAUACCCUCUUGGGAGUUGACUACAACGAUGUAAGUGGAGAUUGUGCAUUUCUCAUAUUGGAUCCACACUACACCGGUGCUGAUGAGCACAAGAAGAUCAUAAAUGGCUGCUGGUGCGGUUGGAAAAAGGCAGUUGAUAGUAAAGGAAGGAAUUUCUUCCUGCAGGACAAAUUCUAUAAUCUUUUACUACCCCAGAGGCCCAACAUGGUUUAGUUUAGGGUUUGUUUUUUUUCCAGGAUUCAAUUGUGAGAAAGUUACAUGCCUAUACGGAUAUAGUGGAUGACUUUCGCAGUGAUUUAUGUCCAAGGAGAGAUUGGUUUUUGUGGAUAUUGGAAAGAGUUGACGCAACAACUGUUAACCGCUCUUUUAAAUGGAAGGACCUCUUUUAGUUGGUUUUUACUUUUAC